UUUUGUUGGUGGUACAGUCAUUCCAGCAAUAUGGAACUAGCGACUUUUAACAAGACUAGGAACAAUAACCUUUGACCCGUUUCCCCUGAAGAGAGUUUUGGAAACCCGUUAUCGGUCUCUUUCGUACACAUUUUCUGCAACCAGGAUGACUGAGAAUUGGGACGAGGUUGCAGUAAUUGCUGAGGCCGAGGUGCCUGAGGUGCACCUGUUUGGGCGCUGGAGCUGUGACGAGGUCUCAGUCAGCGACAUCAGCUUGACCGAUUACAUCGCCGUCAAGGAGAAGUAUGCCAAGUACCUCCCCCACAGUGCCCAGCGCUACCAGGUCAAGCGUUUCCGCAAGGCCCAGUGCCCCGUUGUGGAACGCCUGACCAGCUCCAUGAUGAUGCACGGCCGGAACAACGGCAAGAAGCUGCUGACCAUGCGCAUCGUCAAGCACGCCUUUGAGAUCAUCCAUCUGCUGACUGGCGAGAACCCCCUGCAGGUACUUGUCAAUGCCAUCAUUAACAGCGGCCCUCGCGAGGACUCCACCCGUAUUGGUCGCGCUGGUACAGUCAGACGUCAGGCCGUGGACGUGUCUCCACUCAGGAGAGUCAACCAGGCAAUCUGGCUGCUGUGUACAGGGGCUCGGGAGGCAGCCUUCAGGAACAUCAAGACCAUCGCGGAGUGUCUGGCUGAUGAACUCAUCAACGCCGCCAAGGGUUCCUCCAACUCCUACGCCAUCAAGAAGAAGGACGAACUGGAACGUGUCGCCAAGUCCAACCGUUAAGAUGCACCGACAACUUCAGCUAGGAACCCGCGCCCUGGCUGCUUGCUAAUGUUAAUUCAAAUAACACCACAUCCAAGCUACCACAUACGUUGUCGAUAAACCCUCAAUGGAAAUUUUAAAAAUAUCAUAAUUGGUCCUGCAUGUUUGUUGAUUGAAACAAGUGUUUUUUUCCUGAUCUCAGGCUUCACAAACGAUGUCCCACAUUUAAAGCGUUAUGAACAUCUUGGUUGCACAGUUUACCAAAUGGCAGGGGGAAAAAAGAAGAAAAAAGAAGUGGAUGAAUAAAUAUGUUACACAUUGAGAAAAUGUGGAAAUCUU
Patiria miniata (bat star) is the source of this 1084-nucleotide messenger RNA. RefSeq names its product 40S ribosomal protein S5 (gene rps5). Gene Ontology annotation, cellular component: cytosolic small ribosomal subunit; ribosome. Gene Ontology annotation, biological process: ribosomal small subunit assembly; translation. The record is from RefSeq and is a predicted model, not a curated record. The transcript is spliced from 6 exons. The coding region runs from base 146 to 766 and encodes 206 amino acids. Gene Ontology annotation, molecular function: structural constituent of ribosome; rRNA binding; mRNA binding. Lineage: Eukaryota; Metazoa; Echinodermata; Asteroidea; Valvatida; Asterinidae.